Anastrepha obliqua is the source of this 2351-nucleotide messenger RNA. Its product is annotated as regulatory protein zeste-like. The transcript is spliced from 4 exons. The coding region runs from base 1346 to 2128 and encodes 260 amino acids. Lineage: Eukaryota; Metazoa; Arthropoda; Insecta; Diptera; Tephritidae. The record is from RefSeq and is a predicted model, not a curated record.
AAGCGAAAUGCUACACACGUCUUGUGGACGAAACGGAAAGUUAACAAACGAAUUGAAUGGUCAAUGGAAAUUAAUGAAUUUUCCAGCUAUUAAUGAUUUUGAAGAAUAAAAACGUUAUGAACCAAAGAAAAACACGUAUUACUAUGAGUGCAUAAUUAUGUUUGUAUGUACGUUGUGAUACAUACAUAUGUAAAAUAUUAGUGGCUAAAAAGCAACUAGCAACAGUGAUAGUGAAAAGUGUUGUUGCCUGAAAUAUGUUUGGCAUGUAAAUUGUUACAUAUGUUUGUAUGUAUAUCGGCGUGGGUGUACAAGUGUCAUUAUCCUUAGGGCAAUAUAUAAAUACAAGCAGUUGACGGUACAAAAACAAAAGUGCAAGUAAAAGUGUAAGCACAAACAUAAAUCGAGUAUUACAAAUGUACGUACAUUUUGUUGGAGGUCUAUGAAAUGUUGGAAAACAAGAAAACCCCUCAGUAAAAACUGCGCAUCUCCAAAAAUUGUGUUUUUUUUACACUUUCAUUACGAUAAAUACGCUGUUGUUUUUAAAUUACGAAAAUACUCAUAAACGUAAAUAUUCGAAUGUGCAUAUGUGAGUGGCAUAUUACUUUUAAGUACAUACAUAUUUAUGCAACAUUAAAUUAAAAAUACUCUUAUAGGCUCUCUGUGCGUUGUUUUUUUUUUUAAAUCAGCAUUCACAUAUUUGUUACAUUGCGUCGUUGUUGAAUUUAUUUUAGUUUUCGCCUUUUGUUUUUAUUUCAAUGACUUUUCUGCGUCUUCGAAGUCGCCGGUGUUGAUUAUUUAUUUAUACCAAAUACUGGCUUGUUAAGUCAGCUGUGGCCACUGAAUUAACAAAAGUAGAAUAUACUUCUCAAUACCCGUAAAUGUCAACAAGCGUAUACAGUACGUAAAGUAGAAAUAACAAAGUCAACAGCAGCAGCAGCCGCAGCAGUAGUUGAAGCAGCAUUAAUCGCAACAACAGGCAGUUGGUUCAGUGAGGUCAAUGACGAGAACGUCAUUGAAUUUAUGAACUGGUUAAAUUCAAUUGCCAAUAUUACGGCCAAAAAUACUUGCUUGGCCGCCAUUAUUUUUACAAACUCAAAUAUCUUGCCACCAACGCAACAUAAGUAUAGCAACAAGUAAAGUUUUGCCUCUCAUAAAACUCAACAAUUAAGCGAAGUGAAAACGAAUUAUCGAACGAAGUACCUUCAACGUCCUUUGGCCAUCUUAAGUGUGGAAUCAAGUGUUGUGGUCUGAAUAGCCCCAUACCACCGAAUAGCAUAGCUGUUGUUAUUUUGUAUUUUAUUUUCACUUACCUUUCGUUUUGCGCAUCGUCGUCGCUGUGUGAACAAUGGUUGCAAUCGAACAUCGUCAAAAGUCAUCGACAGCAGCAACAGCAACAGCCACAGCGACAUCAGCAGCAACAAUCAACAUAGCCGUACUAUCGCCAACAUCGUCUGCCUCUUCAGCGUCGGCUGCUUCGAAUACUACUACGACGACCACUUCAAGUAUUCAACCUCAACAUCAGCAUCAACAACAACAACAACAGCAGCAGCAACAACAACAACAACAACAACUAAUAGAGAAACCGGAGGAGGAGAAGAAGCAGUUGGUGGAAGAAACUCUGAAAUUAACUCAAAAAUCGCCAAAACAAAAGCAUUCAAAUAUUCAAUCAGAUAAAAUGUCACAGCUGGAAUCACCCGCCGAUACAAAAACUUCGGAGAAACAACAACAACAUAACAAGACUGGCGGUGGUGCUGUCUCGAAGAGUGCGGUUAGUCAGCGUAAUGUCGAUAUAAAAAUUGCCAAAAAAUCGAAUUUGGACGCAGCAACCAAGGAGCUUACGAAGAAGGUACUCAAGCUGGAUUUGACGGGGAAGGAUUUAGAUGAGUUCUCCAUUAAAUCACCCAAAUCGCCAAUAGCGCGCUUGCCGCAUCAAACAUCGCUUACCUCCUCGGUCGAUGUGGAGGAUAGGAAAACGUUACGUGAGGCCUUAUACCAGGGUAUAUUUCAUCGCCAUCGAAGAACAAUUUUCGCUGUGGGUAGCUUCUUACGAAUGUUACGCAGUCGCAAUUCACAAUACAAUACCAUACGUAGCUCGUCCGAGGGCGAGGAUGUGGAUGAAGUUAGAUAAGACAAUGUUUUGUAGACACGUCAAUCUACAAAUACGAGUAUACAUAUAUACAUACAAAUACAUAUAUAUGCAUAUAAACGGAUAUAUAAAAUACAAGCCAUACAAACAUGUAUGCGUACACACAUACAUAUAAACAAUUAUAUACUUACAAAACUUAAUGAUAAGCGCAUAUGUACGUGAGCGAUAUAAAAAUGAAUAAAAAAUUGCUAUUAACAAAAUCAAA